UUUUUCCCUUUACUCUUUUGUAUAAUCAUAUCUUGUUUCUUCAUUUCUUCUCUUCAAGAAGAAACACAAUGGAUGCUUUGUCUUCAACUUUCCUUUCUACAUUAUCACAACACCCUAAAUCUCUUCUUUCUCCUAAUAAUAAUAAUAAUUAUUAUUAUUCUCCUACUCUAAAAGUCUUCUCUGUUAGAAUUGAAGAAAGACCACAAACAACCACUACUAUAACAAAACCACAAGAAAAAUCAACCCCUUCACCACCAAAACCAACUACAAAAAGAGAACCAAUACCCUCAAGAAAACCUAUUGAACCAUCAUUUCCCUCUUUUAUCUUCAAUGCAUUCGAUGAUUUCGUAAAUACUUUCAUUGAUCCUCCUAGGAAAUCGUCUGUUGAUCCAAGGUAUGUUCUCUCUAACAAUUUCGCUCCAGUAGACGAACUUCCUCCUACUGAAUGCGAAGUAGUGGAAGGCUCCCUUCCCUCUUGCCUAGACGGCGCGUAUAUUAGAAAUGGACCUAACCCUCAAUAUCUUCCACGUGGACCUUACCAUCUUUUCGACGGUGAUGGAAUGCUUCACUCUAUUAAAAUUUCCCAAGGUAAAGCUACGUUUUGUAGUCGAUUUGUCAAGACUUACAAGUACAACAUCGAAAAUGAAGCCGGGUCCCCCAUUAUUCCUAAUGUGUUCUCCGGUUUCAAUGGUCUUACAGCCUCGGCCGCGCGUGGUGCACUCACCGCGGCCCGGGCUAUUGCGGGACAGUUCAAUCCCGCAAACGGUAUAGGCCUUGCGAAUACAAGCUUAGCUUUAUUCGGGGGUAAACUUUUCGCCCUCGGUGAAUCUGAUUUACCAUAUGAGGUAAAAAUAGCCCCAGAUGGUGACAUUAUUACCCUUGGCCGUCACGAUUUUAACGGAAAACUUUUCAUGAGCAUGACGGCACAUCCGAAAAUCGACCCCGAAACUAACGAGGCUUUUGCUUUCCGUUACGGUGUGAUGCCUCCGUUUUUAAAUUACUUUCGGGUCGACCCGAAUGGUACUAAAACCCCGGAUGUACCCAUAUUCUCAAUGACCCGCCCGUCAUUUCUACAUGAUUUUGCAAUCACAAAAAAAUACGCUAUAUUUUCGGACAUACAAAUUGGAAUGAACCCAAUUGAGUUACUCACCGGUGGUUCACCGGUGGGUACUGACUCGGGGAAAAUUCCCCGAAUUGGUGUGAUACCACGUUACGCCAAGGAUGAGUCAGAAAUGAGGUGGUUUGAUGUGCCAGGAUUUAAUAUUGUACACGCGAUCAACGCGUGGGAUGAGGAUGGAGGCGAUACGAUAGUGUUGAUCGCGCCGAAUAUAUUAUCGGUGGAACAUACACUAGAGAGGAUGGACAUGAUACAUGCAAGUGUUGAGAAAGUGAAAAUAAAUUUGAAGACAGGGAUGGUGAGCAGACAUCCAAUUUCUACAAGAAAUCUUGAUUUUGGAGUCAUCAAUCCAGCUUAUGUUGGGAAAAAGAACAAGUAUGUAUAUGCAGCCAUUGGGGACCCUAUGCCGAAAGUAAUAGGGAUAGCAAAAUUAGACGUAUCCGUAGCAGAAGUUGAUCGUCGCGAUUGCAUCGUGGCAUGUCGUAUAUUUGGUGAAGAUUGCUUUGGUGGUGAACCAUUUUUCGUGCCUAAAAAUCCUUCAAUCGAUGAAGACGAUGGCUACGUAGUGUCGUAUGUACACAAUGAGAAGACAGGGGAAUCGAAAUUUUUGGUCAUGGAUGCAACAUCACCUAAUCUUGACAUUGUGGCUCAUGUCAAAUUGCCUCGUCGUGUGCCUUAUGGUUUCCAUGGACUUUUCGUGAGGGAAAAUGAUCUGAUUAAGCUAUAGAUAUAUAGAUAUAUCGAUAAUUGAUUUAAUUAUUUACGAUCUAUGUAUAAUAUAAUAUGUAUGUAUAUAGAUAAUAUAUAGGUCGAUUCCUCUUUAAAAUAGUAUUGUAUCAAUUAGGGACAAAUAAGUUUGAGGAUGUU
Molecule: messenger RNA, 1984 nt
Organism: Solanum verrucosum
Lineage: Eukaryota; Viridiplantae; Streptophyta; Magnoliopsida; Solanales; Solanaceae
Product: probable carotenoid cleavage dioxygenase 4, chloroplastic
Exons: 2
Coding region: 69-1844 (591 amino acids)
Biological process (GO): carotene catabolic process
Cellular component (GO): chloroplast stroma
Molecular function (GO): carotenoid dioxygenase activity
Source: RefSeq, a predicted model, not a curated record